GGAAAGAUGAUUAAAACAGUAUUUCAGCACGCAAAGAAGCACCCAGGACUCAUUCCCCAGUUCUUCUUCACCUUUUUAGGGAUGACUGGGGCCGCCCUCUAUCUGAUCCGUCUCGCUAAAGGACCCCAUGUCACCUGGGACAAGACGAACAACCCAGAGCCAUGGAACAAGCUAAGCCCAAGCUAUCAGUACAAGUUUGUGGCCAUCAACACCGACUACAAGAACCUGAAGAAGGAGGGCCCUGACUUCUGAAGGUCUCC
This is a messenger RNA of Megalops cyprinoides (Indo-Pacific tarpon), 260 nucleotides long. Its product is annotated as cytochrome c oxidase subunit NDUFA4. Lineage: Eukaryota; Metazoa; Chordata; Actinopteri; Elopiformes; Megalopidae. The record is from RefSeq and is a predicted model, not a curated record. The coding region runs from base 7 to 252 and encodes 81 amino acids. The transcript has 4 exons.